This is a messenger RNA of Gadus morhua (Atlantic cod), 4447 nucleotides long. Its product is annotated as ubiquitin-conjugating enzyme E2 R1. The transcript has 5 exons. Bases 517 to 1245 code for a protein of 242 amino acids. The record is from RefSeq and is a predicted model, not a curated record. NCBI's taxonomy places the organism in Eukaryota, Metazoa, Chordata, Actinopteri, Gadiformes, Gadidae.
UGCGCGGCCAAACGACUCAAGAGAACUCUCCUCGCAGUUCGGUUUACCCACAGAGCCGCUGAGCCCAAUAGUUGAUAGAGUUGGAGCGAGUAAGAACUGUCUGCGGACUGAGUGACAGGCUUUGUAGCAUUAUUUAGUGUCAAGCAAGUGUCCUUCGAACAAAGUAGUUUGGUUCAAUUUGGUUCCAUCUCACAAAGGACGUCGCUCCUUUACCCGCCAGGAGUUUACAGGCUAUCCGUUAGAGGGAACGGGCUAGCUAGAGCAGGCUAGCUAUCUUUAGCCAAGGGGCUGUGUUUAGUUGGUCGUUAUUAACGGGGGUCAACUGGUUUAUUCGACCACAAUAGAGAAGAGUGCACCAACUCCGGCCUCAGUCGAGCUCGAAACCCUGCAGCGUAUGUGGGAAGGCGCUGAGCAGUCGGAAGGGCUUCCUUGUGUUGUUGUUUUUAACACCAGCGAGCUAGCUUUGUCCUUUGUAGCUGGGGGUUGUUGAUAUAUUUAUCCCAAUCGGUGUGGAAUAUGGCUCAGCAUGGUCACCAUGUAGCCAGUUCCCAAAAAGCACUAAUGCUAGAAAUGAAAAGUCUUCAAGAUGAGCCAGUGGAAGGUUUCAAAAUAACUUUAGUCGACGAGUCGGACAUGUACAAUUGGGAAGUGGCAAUAUUUGGACCCCCAAAUACACACUACGAAGGUGGUUAUUUUAAGGCCCGGAUGAAGUUUCCUAUCGACUACCCUUACGCCCCCCCUGCCUUCCGCUUUCUCACCAAGAUGUGGCAUCCAAACAUCUAUGAGAAUGGAGACGUUUGCAUCUCCAUCCUGCACCCUCCUGUGGACGACCCUCAGAGCGGAGAGCUGCCCUCGGAGAGAUGGAACCCCACACAGAACGUCAGGACCAUCCUGCUGAGCGUCAUCUCCCUGCUGAAUGAGCCCAACACCUUCUCCCCCGCCAACGUGGACGCCUCCGUCAUGUACCGCAAGUGGCGGGACAGCAAGGGCAAGGACCGGGAGUACGCAGAGAUCAUCAGGAAGCAGGUGCUGGCCACCAAGGCGGAGGCGGAGCGGGACGGUGUGAAGGUGCCCACCACGCUGGCCGAGUACUGCGUGCGGACGCGCGCCCCGCCCGCCGACGACGGCUCCAACCUCUUCUACGACGACUACUACGACGACGAGGACCUGGACGAGGCCGACGACGACGCCGACCAGGACUGCUGCUACGACAACGACGAUGACUCGGGCACCGAGGAGUCCUGACAACCGUCGUCUCCUCCUCCUCCUCCUCCUCCUUUACCCAUCCCUUCCCCUCCCUCAGCCUCAAACUGAACUUUGCCCUGCAGUCUCCCCUCCCUCCUCCCCCCCCCUCUCUCUCUCUCUCUCUCUCUCUUCCCCCCCCCCCCCCCCCGUCUCUUGUCUCCACGCGUCCACACUCUGCCUCAUCUCCCCCCGCCAGACGCCACAGUCCGCCGUCUUCGUCGCUCGCGCCGUCGUGAACCGCGCCCCUCCGAACAAACCCCGGUGCGUGAAGAACGGCAGGGAGACGAGGCUAGCAGAGUUGUGUGUUCCGUUCCCUCUGCGUUGUUUUCUUCUCCUCAAUGUAUAAUUUGCGUUCGGUCCGGAUGGUCUGAGAGCAGGGUGUACACAUGAUGCAUGGUUGGAGGAGGGGUGGUGGUUGGGCUGAGAAGGAGUUGUGAGCAAUCACAACCGUUCAGAAACGCUAGUGUUUGUGAAGCCGAGCUGUUACUCUCAUUUACCAUUAUUAUAAUUUUUUUUCUUUCUUCAACCGUGUUUGUGAACUAGGUCAGAGGUUUUUUUUUGUAAGCAUUAAGCUCCUUAAGGUCUUCCUCCGGCUUUGAGUUUAUAAAAGGACUUUCUCCCCGGGGAGACGCUGGGAGAAGCUGUAUCCAAGGGGGUCUGCGUCAGCCUCUGUCUGCUCUGAUCACUUCCACGUGGAGGAGUCAAUAAUGUGUUUCCAGUAAAAUGAGCUCACACAGCAAGAAAAACACUUCAUUUAUCAUGCAAUAGAAAUGGGUGUUUUUGUGUGCCUGCUUAAUCUCUGAGCUGUGUGUGUGUGUGUGUGGGUGUGUGUGUGUGUGUGUGGGGGGAUCUAUACACUUCAACUCAGCGCGAGCUGUUUGUGUGAGUAACAGGCGGUUAGAAACUAGCCUCGCUACUUCCCUGACCUUUAUCUCCCCAACGCCCCCCACCAGAGGGCUGCUCUCCACUUGGGGGGGCUGUUCUGUGGCAGAAAGCUGUCCAUUCCAGCCACCCCCUCCCCCAUCGCCAUCCCUCUCAGAUCUGAAUCAUUCUAUUGACGGAUCGUAAUCACAGCAUGUCCAUCUGCAGAGCUAAACGCCUACCAGCGAGGAAUACCACGCCACCCCCUUUUUUCAUAUGCACACCCCCGCAGACCAGCCAGAGCUAAUUUGGUCUCGGGCGUCCACCCUCUAUUUCAGUGCGGAGUAGAUGCCUCCUCUCUUAUCAUUAACUAUUAAUAUAGAAAGUGGGUCAUGUCGCAACUGAGAUGUGGGAGGGUACAGUAGGUACGAUGGAGCCAUCUGGUCGAGUCUCCCCUUGCCAAACUCACAUUCUCAAACAUAAACGUAUGAACACUCGCACUCGUGCUCACGCUCGCUCGCUCUCCCAGGCCUCCCAUGCCUGGCCCCAAACACUGUGCACGAUUCAUCCCAGUCACAUGGAUGGGAGCAGCCUGGUUACGUUUAGAGAGGCUGCUUACAGCCACUGCAGAGGCUGCCCUCCGAUGUACUGCUGCUGUACCAUCCUGCACCCGAUCCGGUUCAAUACGCACUUUUGAUUUGACCGCUCCAAAGUGGCCGUACACCUGAGCAUCAAGCGUGAGUAACCAGAGACCGCCGGUCCCCACAGCCAACCCUCUAGUCUCCCAGACAGGACUAAGGUUGUCUUUGGACAGGUCACCUGGACGUGUGUGUGUGUGUCUUGUGUCCGUGUACGUUUGGUUCAGAGCAGGUCACUGCCGUGAUCCUUGGCCCAGAAGAGGGCAUGGAGCGAUGACGCUAGGGAUUCGCUGCCCGAUGGUCACUUUAUGCCAGACCUUCAGUUCUGCCCCUCCUGUUACUGUCGACUGGGCAGCAGCCAACUUAAGUUACCGGAGUCUCUGAACCCUCGCCCGUUGCAUCACCAGAGAUCCGGUGACGCUGUGAAUGAUUCAGGAGGCCUCGCACGCAGCGGCUGGAUGAGCCGAGUGUUGCUAGUUAUUUUUUUUUCUUCUUUUUCGUCCUCGUCCGUAUGCAGCGUUGUAAUCAUGGGGAUUUCACAGCCUGAUUUUCAGGACUCGAAUAGCGGUUCCUGCUACCACUGUGUUCAAUCUGUCACCCCAUCCGAUACGGAAGCGCGCACAGAUAUACAGGCGGCGAUAGUCUAAACAAGUGGUGGUUUCCAACAUUUGCUUAGAAUUAUGUGUGAACCAUUUUAUUGAUCCUGUUUGACUAGAAGAGACCAGUGUGGAUGGGGAGAGGGCGAGGUAGAGAAGCAAUGUAAACAGGCUUCACUUUGAUCAGUCAGCGUGGGCGAGAAGGUGGACGCUCCCCAGCAUGUGGUCGUGAUGUCUUCCUGGUGUUGGGGUCUGGUUUGGGGUUGUCGGUGGGGGAAAUAGAUCUGGAUUUGUGCUCCAUCCAAAAACAAGUGUAAUUUGUAUUGUACCAUGACUUGUAUGACGUCGUCUUCGCUCUUUUACUAUUUUGAUGUACCUAUUUCCAAAUUUAAGGUGUGGGCUAUUGAUUUUUAAAAAGUAUAUAUCUUGUAUGCAAUAAUUGCUAUGAUUGUUGAAACCCCGGGUUAUUCCCAAGGGUUGCCCACGGGAGAAGUCCCAACGGAUGAUGCUCUAGACUCUUCAUGGCGAAGAGAAGUCAAGGUUGUUCACCAUCACACGGAGAUGUAAACCACCCAAUAGCCACUCCCACAGCCUGUAAGCCGCGCUUGAACGUUCAGCCGUCGUCCCUCCCUCCCAGUGUUCCAGAGCGCUCCAGCCUCCCUCUCAUUUUGUGCUCGGAUGAAUGGAAUUUAGCUCGGGGUCACAUGUUUGUGUUUUUCUGUAGCCCCAUAACAUCGCGCAUCCUCCCCGGUCUCUGAGCUCUGGUUUGUGGGCAUCAUCGCCGUGGGAGCCAUUGACCCCCCCCCCCCAGUGUUGGAAACCAACAUAAACCUCAUGGAUAUAACGAACACAAGCCUUUUCAGCGCAGUUUAACCCACGAGAGAACAAACACUCGUCCAACAUGCUGUUUUUCCCCUCCCCCCCCCCCCCCCCCCCCACCAAAACUCACCUUUUUUGGCUUCAAAAGACUGUUUACAAUCUCUACCUUGAUAUGCACAUGUGGAUAUUUUGACGAUCACUUGAUGUAUUAUUUUUUUCUCGUUUGUUUUUUUCUUUUUUUUCUUAUGCUUUGUAAAUCUAUUUAAAACCUAAAAUAAAGAACUUUAU